AUGACACGGCCGCUGGUCCCUCUGUGGCACCAGGGCCAGACGUGUGUCAGGACGGUAGGACAAGGGCAAGCGUGAAAGAGACAGAAGAGAAGAAGAAGAAGUCAGGGAACUUAUCCUCUCCUCUACAUCACAGUCACAGGAAUAACCAGGGUUUGAGUUUGUUUGUGGGGGGGAAACAGAGAAGUGAUCGGCACCAUGAUGAUGACCCAGCUGGAGACCACGGUCCACUACGACAACGGCUUCGAGGAGGUGUACAUGACACAGGAGGAUGAGUGGGACCGGGACAUGCUGCUGGAUCCGGCCUGGGAGCAGCAGCAGAGGAAAACCUUCACGGCCUGGUGUAACUCCCACCUGAGGAAAGCUGGAACUCAGAUUGAAAACAUCGAGGAAGACUUCAGGAAUGGGCUGAAACUAAUGCUGCUUCUGGAAGUUAUCUCAGGAGAGAGGUUACCCAAGCCAGACAGAGGGAAGAUGCGGUUUCACAAGAUUGCUAACGUCAACAAAGCUCUGGAAUUCAUCACGAGCAAAGGAGUGAAACUGGUUUCCAUCGGAGCUGAAGAGAUUGUGGACGGUAAUGUAAAGAUGACUCUGGGAAUGAUCUGGACCAUCAUCCUCCGCUUCGCCAUCCAGGACAUUUCUGUUGAAGAAACAUCUGCCAAGGAGGGUCUUCUCCUGUGGUGUCAAAGAAAGACUGCCCCCUACAGGAAUGUCAAUGUCCAAAACUUCCAUGUCAGCUGGAAGGAUGGCCUGGCCUUCUGCGCCCUGAUUCAUAGACACAGACCCGACCUCCUCGACUACUCUAAGCUCAACAAGGAUGAUCCUAUGGGGAACCUGAACCUGGCUUUCGACUUAGCUGAGAAACACCUGGACAUUCCCAAAAUGCUGGAUGCAGAAGAUAUCAUCAACACCCCCAAGCCUGAUGAAAGAGCUAUCAUGACCUACGUGUCCUGCUUUUACCACGCCUUCGCUGGAGCUGAGCAGGCAGAGACGGCUGCCAACAGGAUCUCUAAGGUGCUCGGUGUCAACCAGGAAAAUGAGAAAAUGAUGGAGGAAUAUGAGAGACUGGCCAGUGAGCUGCUGGAGUGGAUCCGCCGCACCACUCCCUGGCUGGAGAACAAGACCCCGGAGAAGACCAUGGCAGAGAUGCAGCGGAAGCUGGAGGAUUUCAGGGACUACAGGCGCCAACACAAGCCCCCGAAGGUGCAGGAGAAGUGCCAGCUGGAAAUUAACUUCAACACCCUGCAGACCAAGCUGCGCAUAAGCAAUCGCCCCGCGUUCAUGCCCUCUGAGGGGAAGCUGGUAUCUGACAUAGCUAGUGCAUGGCAGGGCCUGGAGCAGGCAGAGAAAGGCUACGAGGAAUGGCUCCUCACCGAGAUCCGUCGGCUCGAGAGACUCGAUCACCUGGCAGAAAAGUUCCGCCAAAAAGCCACCAAUCACGAGAACUGGGCCGGUGGUAAGGAGCUGAUCCUCUCCCAGACGGACUAUGAAACAGCCACCCUCGUAGAAAUCCGAGCGCUGCUGAGAAAACACGAGGCCUUCGAGAGCGACUUGGCAGCCCACCAGGACCGAGUGGAGCAGAUUGCUGCCAUCGCACAGGAGCUGAAUGAGCUGGACUACCAUGACGUGGCAGCUGUGAACCUGCGUUGCCAGAGCAUCUGUGACUUGUGGGACAAGCUGGGAACACUGACUCAGAAAAGGAGAGAGGCACUGGAGCGCACUGAGAAACUCCUGGAGACUAUUGAUCAGUUGUUCCUGGAGUUUGCCAAGAGGUCUGCUCCUUUCAACAACUGGAUGGAAGGCGCCAUGGAGGACCUGCAGGACAUGUUCAUAGUGCAUACUAUUGAAGAAGUCCAGAGUCUAAUCGCAGCUCAUGAGCAGUUCAAAGCUACUCUACCUGAGGCUGAUGCAGAGAGACAAGCCAUCCUGGGAAUCCACAAUGAGGUGCAGAAAAUUUCCCAGAGCUACGGGAUCAAGGCCAACAUUACGAACCCCUACAGCACCAUAACAACAGAGGAGCUUCUUAACAAGUGGGAAAAGGUGAAGAAGCUGGUUCCUCAGAGGGAUGGUGCCCUCCAGGAGGAGAUGGCCCACCAGCAUGCCCACGAGAGGCUGAGACGACAGUUUGCUGCACAGGCUAAUCUCAUUGGACCCUGGGCACAGACCAGGAUGGAGGAAAUUGCACGCUGCUCAAUGGAGAUCGGAGGCGCUCUGGAGGACCAGAUGACUCAGCUGAAGCAGUGUGAGCACGUCAUCGUCGCUUAUAAGCCCAACAUCGACAAGUUGGAGGGAGACCACCAGCUGAUCCAAGAGUCCCUGGUGUUUGACAACAAGCACACCAACUACACCAUGGAGCACAUCCGUGUCGGGUGGGAGCUGCUCCUCACGACCAUCGCCCGAACCAUCAAUGAGAUAGAGACCCAGAUCCUGACCCGCGACGCCAAGGGCAUCAGCCAGCAGCAGAUGAACGAGUUCAGAUCCUCUUUCAGCCACUUUGACCGGAAAAAGAAUGGAGCGAUGGAAACCGAUGACUUCAGAGCUUGCCUCAUCUCUAUGGGAUAUGACCUGGUAUGGUAUUUCAUAUGUGGUUGGAUGGAGGGGGGGGCUGUUUUCUGUAUUAUACACGUUUUGUACGAACAUUCCUUGUAUUCUUUGCUCCUUUGCCAGGGAGAAGUUGAGUUUGCCCGUAUAAUGAUACUUGUGGAUCCCAGUGGUACUGGACUUGUGUCCUUCCAGUCUUUCAUUGACUUUAUGACCAGAGAGACCGCUGACACAGACACUGCUGAGCAGGUUGUGGCAUCCUUCCGGAUCCUGGCAACUGACAAGCCCUACAUACUAGUGGAGGAGCUGAGGAGAGAGCUUCCCCCAGAGCAAGCAGAGUACUGCAUCAUGAGGAUGCCGCCUUACACCGGCCAGGGAGUGCCACCAGGGGCACUGGACUACACUGCCUUCUCCACUGCGCUCUAUGGAGAGAGCGACCUUUAACCCCAACUACUAAAUCUUUAACCCGCUGACCCUUUACCUAACUGCCCCCGGCCCCUUCAUCUCCUGAUGAAAUUAAGAAAUCUAGAAGAAAGUUGGAUCAAAUAUGUUGAAUGAAAUGUGUUUGUGACAAACUGAGUUUUUGUUGAUGGAUUUUCUGUCAAGUGUCUUGGUACUCUGAAAUCCUCUUGGAUAAAAGACGGCCUCCCAAAUGAAUAAAAUUAUAUUGUGAGAAACAAUGCUGUCGCCAAUGCAGAGGAAUAAAAAAGAACAUCACUUGGUAAUACUUAUGAUCAAGGUGUUUCGGUAGUUUAUCACUUGAGGAAAUAAGAUGUAAAAGUCACCCUGUCAUGUAUUGUUUUAAUGUUUCCUCGUAGUUACUUUGUUUUGGAAAUACAAUCUCCCCGUGAAAGCUGAUGCUUAAAGUGAAUUUCAGUUUGCAAAAGCAAUUUCGAACAAUAAAUAUUCGAAAAUGGAUUUCCCAAAAGGCUUAAAAUAUAUGGUACUAACAAAGGGUAAAGUGGGAAACCACUUGAAAACAAAAGUAAAUGUUUUGGCAGAGAACACGAGAGACUAAAAAAUGAGUUUUGAAGAUAAUUUUGUUUGAAGGCAACAGCAAAGAUGUGAAGGCUUGCAUAUAUAUAGAAAUAAGUAUAAUAAAAACUAAAUAAAUAAAAUGUCAAGUGAUUUCCCAACAUUCUUUUGUUGACACAGUUGAAAGACCUGUUAUGUUGGUAGAAAAGUACAUUGAUUUAUCCACAUUAAAAAAACUUUUUGGCUCCACUUCACUGUACUUGUUAUUUGCCAUUUGAAAAUGAUGAAUUGUAUUUAAAUUCGAAUUUACAUACUUCUACUUUCAUGUCAUACAUACAGUAUAUAGCUAUUUUAAAUGCAAAACAUUGACAUUGAUUUAACCUUAAUGUGCCGGUGUUCAUAAUCAUAACACUUUAUACAAACAAUACAAAUUACUGUUAAAACAUACUUUCUGUGAGGUGCUUAAAGAAAAUGAUAAAUCAAACAUUCGGUGUUUUUUGAUUUCACACCCACCAUGCAAGAGAGAUAAAUAUGAUCAAUGUAAUGGAAAUUUCUGCAAAGAGAAUCAUUGGCUAUUUCACACAACCUUGAACCGAAGGCACUGGAGCACACUAAUAAUUGAAUACCCCAUUAGGAUGCAAACAACCCCCUUUAGAAGAAAAGUUUAUUUUUACUAUUAUGACUGUUGCGGCAGAAACCCACUGAGCUCUAUGGGUCCAAGAGGUUUUUGGUGAAGACUUUGGUUUGUUCUAUUUUGGAAGGAAAAUAAAGA
Molecule: messenger RNA, 4285 nt
Organism: Pleuronectes platessa (European plaice)
Lineage: Eukaryota; Metazoa; Chordata; Actinopteri; Pleuronectiformes; Pleuronectidae
Gene: actn2b
Product: actinin, alpha 2b
Exons: 20
Coding region: 196-2982 (928 amino acids)
Biological process (GO): muscle cell development; actin cytoskeleton organization
Cellular component (GO): cell projection; plasma membrane; cell junction
Molecular function (GO): actin filament binding; calcium ion binding
Source: RefSeq, a predicted model, not a curated record